AUGACCGCGCCGCCUCCGGGGCCGCAGGGCAGGUGCGCCCGCGAGCCCAACGGUCGGGGUGAGCCCCAGGCGCAGCCGGUGUCCGCAGGGCUUCUGCCCGAGUUCGAUGCGCGCCUGCGCAGGCGCUACUGGCCCGCUUCCAGAGGUAGCGGUUGUGCUACGAAGGCAGACCCUGCCAAGCUGGCCGACAAGAUGCUGCGUACCCCCAAGUGCUCGCGGUGCCGGAACCAUGGUUUCCUGGUGCCGGUCAAGGGCCACGCGGGCAAGUGCCGCUGGAAGCAGUGCACCUGCGAGAAGUGCUACCUGAUCACCGAGCGCCAGAAGAUUAUGGCAGCGCAGAAGGUGCUCAAGAAGCAGGCCUCCGAGGAGGAGCAGGAGAUGGCCCUUGGCGCGCACGGGCCGGAGCUGUCGUGUGGGGCUGCGGCCGCCGCCCCAGGCUCAAGCCUCCGCCAGCUGCUUCCGCUGGCAGUUUCGGGAGACCGGGAGGUAGGCCCGGCGUGCCGCGCGGCCGCGGGCUUCCCGGAGAGGCCCCCGCGGGGCCCGAGCCCGGGCCCGAGUGCCUUCCAGCCAGUUCUGGGCGGCCACGGCCACGUGGGGCUGAGCGAACGAGCCACCGUGGCCAUGCCCGGUUCCGUGGGGCCCCAGCUCGGGGCGGAGGCCGCAGGCAAGGGCUACCCCGGCCGCUUGGAGCUGCGCAGGCCGCUGCGGCCCGUGCCCAGCCCACCAUUCGCCGACUUCGGGCUCCCUCUGAGCAUUAGCUCAGAUUCUGUGGUGGGGUCCGAGUACCUGGAGAGAGAGCCUUCCAAGCUGUACCCCAGCUGCUCCAACAUGCGUUCCUACUGCCCAUUCCCACUGGGCUACCAGGAUGGAUCCCCCACUCCGGGGAUCCCCCUGCAGCGGGGCUUCCGGCAUGUGUCCUGCAGCCACUUCCAUGGAGGAGCCUUGGUGCCCGAGCCGGUGGGAGACUUCCAGCCCAGCUACUACCCGCCGCCGCCGCCACCGCCGACCCCACAGCCUCAGUUCCUCCCGCCGGGCUUCCUGUCUGCGCUCCACUUCCUGCCACCGCUGCCGCCGCCCCCACCGCCGGCCUCCUUCUCUCUCACUGUCCCGUCUGAUACAGACAGGGAAACCGCUGACGACCAGGACCAGGACACCGAGGGGCCCGAGGUGCCGCCCCGUGAGCCCAGCCAGCCGCCCUUUCAGGAGCCGUCCAACUAG
This is a messenger RNA of Odobenus rosmarus divergens (Pacific walrus), 1218 nucleotides long. RefSeq names its product DMRT-like family B with proline-rich C-terminal, 1 (gene DMRTB1). Gene Ontology annotation, molecular function: RNA polymerase II cis-regulatory region sequence-specific DNA binding; DNA-binding transcription factor activity, RNA polymerase II-specific. Bases 1 to 1218 code for a protein of 405 amino acids. Gene Ontology annotation, biological process: regulation of transcription by RNA polymerase II; sex differentiation; germ cell development. Gene Ontology annotation, cellular component: nucleus. Lineage: Eukaryota; Metazoa; Chordata; Mammalia; Carnivora; Odobenidae. The record is from RefSeq and is a predicted model, not a curated record. The transcript has 6 exons.